AGCUCAGCCACCAUCAUGAACGACACAGUAACUAUCUGGACCAGGAAGUUCAUGACCAACCGACUAAUUCAGCACAAACAAAUGGUUAUUGAUGUCCUUCAUCCUGGAAAGGCAACAGUACCUAAUACAGAAAUUCGGGAAAAACUAGCCAAAAUGUACAAGACCACACCAGAUGUCAUAUUUGUAUUUGGAUUCAGAACCCAUUUUGGUGGUGGCAAGACAACUGGCUUUGGCAUGAUUUAUGAUUCCUUGGAUUAUGCAAAGAAAAAUGAACCCAAACAUAGACUUGCAAGACAUGGUCUCUAUGAGAAGAAAAAGACCUCAAGAAAACAGCAAAAAGAACGCAAGAACAGAGUGAAGAAAGUCAGGGGGACUACAAAAGCCAAUGUUGGUGCUGGCAAAAAGUGAGCCAAAAUUUUUCAC
This is a messenger RNA of Mustela lutreola (European mink), 423 nucleotides long. Its product is annotated as small ribosomal subunit protein eS24-like. Gene Ontology annotation, cellular component: ribosome. Gene Ontology annotation, biological process: translation. The coding region runs from base 16 to 408 and encodes 130 amino acids. Lineage: Eukaryota; Metazoa; Chordata; Mammalia; Carnivora; Mustelidae. The transcript has a single exon. Gene Ontology annotation, molecular function: structural constituent of ribosome. The record is from RefSeq and is a predicted model, not a curated record.